CACUGGUACCGUCAUCCGUCAUCAAUCAUCAUCAUCAUCUGUGACAUAGAAAAACUAAAACAUCUGUGAUUUGUCAUAGAAAAAUUAAAGUGAUUUGUGAUUUUACUUAUUCUAUUCUAAUAAUAAUGGAUUUUCUGAGUGAUUUAAGUUCUACUGAAGAAAUUCUUGUUAUAGAAAGCAUAAAUAGGUCUGAAUCAUUUAAUAAAAUACUGGAACAUUUUAAGAAUUCCAAAAUUAUACCCAAACAAGAUAUUUCUAAGUAUGAAUCAGUUGUUGCAGUAUAUUGUGAAGCACCGGAAAGCACUCUAAUCUCAAGUAUUUUGAAAAUAUUAGCUUCUGGAGGUAAAAUAAUAAUUAGAAAUGCAGAUGAAGAAAAGACAAAACUUGAACUUAUAACAAAGGGGUUUGUAAAUAUUAAAAUCUUUGAUAACAUUGUAACUGCAUUUAAGCCCAACUAUGCAUCUGGUUCUUCAGUACCUCUAAAGUUACUUAAAAAGGAAGUACCUGCUGUUUGGAAAUUGGAUGAUGGACUUGAAGAUGAUGUUGAAACCAUAGAUCCAAAUGAUUUGCUGGACGAUGAUGACUUGCAAAAACCUGAUCCAGCUUCUUUAAGAGUUUGUGGAACUACAGGAAAACGUAAAGCAUGCAAAGACUGUUCAUGUGGUUUAGCGGAUGAAUUGGCUACAGAAGGAAAAAUUAUUGAUACUAAAGAUGCGCCAAAAUCUUCAUGUGGAAGUUGUUACUUAGGAGAUGCAUUCAGAUGUGCCAGUUGUCCAUAUUUAGGAAUGCCAGCUUUUAAACCAGGAGAAAAAAUUCAGUUAGUUGGAAAUCAAUUGCAAGCUGAUAUUUGAAUUUAAAUAAAAG
Molecule: messenger RNA, 864 nt
Organism: Psylliodes chrysocephalus
Lineage: Eukaryota; Metazoa; Arthropoda; Insecta; Coleoptera; Chrysomelidae
Source: the annotation of a GenBank genome assembly